This is a messenger RNA of Andrographis paniculata, 954 nucleotides long. Its product is annotated as transcription factor MYB4-like. The transcript is spliced from 3 exons. The record is from RefSeq and is a predicted model, not a curated record. NCBI's taxonomy places the organism in Eukaryota, Viridiplantae, Streptophyta, Magnoliopsida, Lamiales, Acanthaceae. Bases 146 to 892 code for a protein of 248 amino acids.
UAUUCUAAUCAUCACUCCACCAUUCCCCAAUUUUUUAAUCCCUAAUUCAUUCAUAUAUAUACAUGUAAACUCACUGCCCAAUCCAAACCACUUCUUCAUCUCAAAAUCCAGUUCAGACGCAUAUACAUACACAAUACAUACAGACAUGGUGAGGACUCCAUGCUGUGAGAAAAUGGGGCUGAAGAAAGGUCCCUGGACCUCCGAAGAAGACAACAUUCUCGUCAAUUACAUCGCCCGCAACGGCCACGGCAAUUGGCGGGCACUUCCCAAACGCGCCGGCCUGAUGAGGUGCGGCAAGAGCUGCCGUCUCCGGUGGAUGAACUACCUCCGGCCGGACAUCAAGCGAGGCAAUUUCACCUCUAACGAGGAGGAAACCAUCCUCAGAUUACACGCAGAGCUCGGAAACAAAUGGUCGGUAAUCGCUGCCCGGCUGCCUGGCCGGACCGACAACGAGAUAAAGAACGUGUGGCACACGCACCUGAAGAAGAGGCUCAGGCUCAACAGCGGAGCAUCCAGACCCGUGCCCGAACCCGGAUUCGGGACCCAAAUGCCCUGCCCGGGUCAGCUCAAUUCGCCGGCGCCAUCAUCCAGCGGCGACGACGCCUCCUCUGGUUCCACCGCCGCCGGCGCCGCCAGCUCCGACGACUUCGAGGAGACGACGAGGCUUCUGAGCGAUUGGUGGGAGGACAUUCCGGGGAGCGAGUGGAGUGGUUUCUCCGGCGAAUCGGAGGUUGAGUACGGGAAUUGGUUGGAUUCGGAGAUGGGAGGGAACGGGUUUUGGGAAGAUCUGUUUGCCAAUAAUAAUAAUAAUAAUAAUUAUUAUUAUUAUAAUAAUAGUUGUAACGGUUUAGAGGAGGAGUUCAUUGACUUUGAAUUACCACAAAUUUGGUAAUUAAAUUAAUCAAUUAAUUUUCCUCUGAUUUUUGUGUGAGGUUUUUUGGGACAAAUCUGAGU